GAGAUUCCUUUGGAAACAAAACAAGCGACUCCUGUAGGGCGAGACUCGGGAACUGAUUUAGCCGGUCGGUCCGUGGAAGGAAGAGUAGCAUUGCAAGAGGAUUUGUGUUUUUGUGGAAAAGAGAAGUGUGUCCAUAAGGCUGCUCCAAUGACGGAGCUAUCUGCACCCUUACCCUACUUCCAGAAUGCACAGAUGACAGAAGACAGCCAUAUGAGCAAUACAGUACGUAGCCAGAAUGAUGGCAGGGAAAGACAGCGGCAUGAACAUAGUGAAAGGCGGCGGCAUGGUAACCCUGAGUCAGAGACCAAUGGACAACCCCAGGGUGGUACAAGGCAGGUGGUGGAACACGAUGAUGAAGAAGAUGAAGAGUUGACUUUAAAAUAUGGUGCCAAGCAUGUGAUUAUGCUAUUUGUACCAGUCACACUCUGCAUGGUUGUGGUUGUGGCUACCAUCAAAUCUGUCAGCUUUUAUACCCGGAAGGAUGGACAAUUGAUUUAUACUCCGUUCACUGAAGACACAGAAACUGUAGGGCAGAGAGCACUGCACUCCAUUCUGAAUGCUGCCAUCAUGAUCAGUGUUAUUGUGGUUAUGACCAUCCUAUUGGUAGUACUUUACAAAUACAGGUGCUAUAAGGUGAUCCAUGCCUGGCUUAUAAUCUCCUCUCUCUUGUUGUUGUUCUUUUUCUCAUUCAUUUAUUUGGGUGAAGUGUUUAAAACCUACAAUGUUGCCAUGGACUAUAUCACUCUGGCACUCGUGAUCUGGAAUUUUGGCGUGGUAGGAAUGAUUUGCAUCCACUGGAAAGGCCCCCUUCGGCUGCAGCAGGCUUAUCUCAUUAUGAUCAGUGCCCUCAUGGCUCUGGUAUUCAUAAAGUACCUUCCUGAAUGGACUGCAUGGCUCAUCUUGGCUGUGAUUUCAAUAUAUGAUUUGGUAGCAGUUUUAUGUCCAAAAGGACCACUACGUAUGCUCGUUGAAACAGCUCAGGAAAGAAAUGAAACUCUCUUCCCAGCUCUUAUUUAUUCCUCAACAAUGGUGUGGUUGGUGAACAUGGCAGAAGGAGACCCAGAAGCCCAAAGGAGAGUUUCCAAAAAUUCUAACUACAACGCACAAACCCCAGUAAACCAGAACUCCAGCAAUGUUACUGACAGUGAUGAUGGUGGUUUCAAUGAAGAGUGGGAAGCUCAAAGGGAUCGUAAUCUGGGGCACCACCAUUCCACGCCGGCAUCCAGAGCUGCUGUGCAGGAGCUUCCUGCAGGAGCUUCCCAUAUGCAUGAUGAUCCUGAGGAAAGGGGAGUAAAGCUUGGACUAGGGGAUUUCAUUUUCUACAGUGUUCUGGUUGGCAAAGCCUCAGCAACAGCUAGUGGAGACUGGAACACAACAAUAGCCUGUUUUGUAGCCAUAUUAAUUGGUUUGUGCCUUACCUUACUGCUUCUCGCCAUCUUCAAGAAAGCAUUACCAGCUCUUCCAAUCUCCAUCACCUUUGGGCUUGUUUUCUAUUUUGCCACAGAUUACCUUGUGCAGCCUUUUAUGGACCAGCUAGCAUUCCAUCAAUUUUAUAUCUAGCACAUUGAAAAUUGGAAUCCCAUGGAUUUUUCUCCUCGGACUGUAUGUAUCUGAAGAGGACAAAAAAAGUUUUCCUCUUCUUCAUGGAACAGUUUCAAGAUUCCCAGCUGGACUCAUUGCAACUUUCUCCCAGUUUUUUGUGAGAACUUGCCUCCCUGAACACUGAAAGUCAGUAAAUGGUUUUAAAUAUAUUGAUUUUUUUUUUUUUGCUCCAAGAAGCCACCUGGAUUUGUGGAAUAGAAAUAGGAGGAGGACAAUAAGCCAAAAAGUUGCUAGUGCUUCCACCAGCAAUUUAUCCCUUGGUCACAGGUAGAUAUUACCAACACUACAGACUCUCAGGACUGCUAUUGCCAAGAGGUUAAAUGAGGGAAGCUGUUAAACCAAACAGUAAUCUUUAUCUAAACCCAUGUGUUGAAAAUUCACCCCAAUAAAUCUGUAUUAGUUAAAUGUUGAACCAUUUGGGGGUCUCACCAGGUGGACAGACAUCUGCAGCAAAUGGAAUGGAAAAAGGGAGGCAGCUGCCACUUCCAGACUUUUAUGCUAGAAGUUCAAGCCAUUUUCAAGUAAGAGAAUCUCUUCCACCUUGCGUCAGGCCAGGUGCUUAGGCAGAUUUUAAUGGUUUAUGUUCUCGAGCACUGAAGUUUUAUUUUAUCACUUUUCACUUUUGCCAUUUCUUCUCAGCCUCAAUUUGAAGUAAUUUGGGCUAGUCCGUGUCAAAGGACUUUGGUUCAAGAUUCAGUAGAUAUUGGUGGUAAGGGGACUACUGUUCAAAGCUUGUUCCUCGCUGAUAUUCUCAGGAUGCUUCUGGAUAUCCAGCUAAAUUUCUGUCCUUUUCUUGCUGUGAUAGCACCAUGCAAUUAAUCUUUUUUUUCAAAAGGUACAGCAUUCCACGUUCACUUUUCCCGACAUAUCUUCCGUAUUUCCCCCCUUUGCCCCAAACUGCAUGUAAUUCUCCUACCCAAGUAAGAAGACAGAUAAGCCUGUCUCGGUAGUGGUUGGAUGACCCAGUUAUUUUAGGAUUUUAUCUCAAGCGUGCUUGUAAAUUGCUGCAGUUAGCCUUUGUGUUGUAAUUUCUUCACUAAUACACAGACUCCAUCAAAGGUUUGUGGCCAAAAGCUAGGGAAUUAAAACAAAAUAUAAUACCUUGUGAUAGCCUUCCUUUCCUGGUUUCUUUCUCUGAGUCUGACUCAGUGUUUCUGGCAGCUGUUGAGAAUUAUAAUAAACUGCUGAAGGCAAAUUAAUUUUUAGGUAGUUUAUGAAUCAGUUUUGUUUAGCAAGGUUAGAAACCAGUAUGUAGAAAGAGAGAGAAUUUUCAGUCUACAAACUUGGCCUAUGGAGGAGCAUGGGUUUAGGAGGAGUCACCGAUGGAGGGAAAAGAGGCCUCAAACAGUUAAUAGGGCAAAACAAACCACGUGCUAAAGAGCAGAUACCAAAUCAUUUAUCACUUACAAUUGGUUUUUUGUGGUUACACCUCUCCUAUUGCAGGUGGUUUCAAAGUAUCUUUGUUUGAAUUGAGGACAGUGAAGACACUACUCUAAGCAACAGUGAAAUUCAGGUUCUAUACAAGUAUGCCAAACAAAAAAAAAUCUGAUGACCCACCUUUUCUAGAGGUAAUAUCUCUAAAGAAAGUCUGUGUGUGUAGACAGGGCACAAACUCUGUUGGCCCUCUUUACCUUAGACAGCCCUCAGCUUUAGUGAUCAGACUGUGUGGCCCAGUGCUGUGGCUCAGGAAUGGCCAGUAUCAUCCCUACUGCCUAACAUGUCUCUAGCUGUAAUGUAUUUUCUAGAUUGGGGCGGUUGCCUUUGGGGCCUGUGGUGUGUGCGCUCUGCCAUUGGGUGGCUUCUCUGGUUUAUUAUGGUCAUAAGUAAGAUACGUGUGUUCAUGUGGUUUGGGAUUUUAUGUUCAGAUAACGCCUUUGUAUCUAAAUACUUGCUCAGAUGGUUUUGGGAACGUCAGUGGGAAUGGAGGAUACUAAAAAAAAAAGGAUGAGUUUCAGAAUGUUUGAUUGUUUUGCUUUUUAAAAAAUCUUAAUAUUUUCUUCACUUAAUACUUUCCUCCCAGGCUUCUCUCCACUCUUCUCUCCCACUUAAAUGCUUUGCAGCAGAAAUAUUAUCUCCUGGAGCUUUACCUGCGAUUCAGAAGCCACUUAGAUAUAUGUCAGUUCACAAUCUCAGGCUAAUGCCUGAGCGAAACGUAAAGUGGGUUCUUUUAAGCAAGGCUUCCAGGUACUCUGUGUAUUACAGAUUUUUACUGCAAACCAGGGUUCCCCGAAGAGAAAUUUGCUUAUGCCUGUGUUGGCCAUCCUGUGCUUUCUCUUUCCCCCUUGAAAGGAUUGUGAUGCUACAUGCAAAUCUGAGCCAUGUCUGCACCAAACUGCAUAACAACAAACAUAUCAUUAUAUGUUCUAUGAAGUACAACCAAGGCUAUCAACAGCAUGGACUUCUCCCCAGACACUCUUUAAGGACAAGUUUGGAGAUUCUGGAAUAUCAAUUAUUAGCCUUCCAUAAUGAAAAAUUAAUUAGGUCACAGUAUAGAAUAGAAGAAAUUCCAGUUACACACCUGAAAGUCAUUCAAGGAUGGGCAGCCCCAGUAUUCAUCCCUUAAGUGUGGAUCUGGGUAUAGCUAGCAGUGGGACUCUUCCACACUGGGAAUAGCACCACGCAUCAAACUAACCAACAGAUGCAACAAAUUCAGAAGUUAGAUGAAUUUCAAGUUUAUCUUUAAAUUAAAAUUCUCUUUAAAAGAAAGGAGUUAAGGUAAUAGGUGAGAAAAUGGUAGAUUUGUAUCACAUAUUUACAAAAUAAAAGAAUACAUUUAUGUAGAAAAUAGUUCAUAGGGUAUAUUUGGAAGGUUGAUGCUAGAUGUCCUGGACUAAAAGGCACAGUUCUUUUUUUUCUGGCCUAGUACAUUAUUGUAUUUCAAGGCUGUUUUUCUUUUUUUAUUUAUAUAUUUAAUUUUUACAACAUAUUUUUUUAAUAACAAACCACCCCCUGUCCUGUAGGACCUUCCUACUAAAAGUUAAGCAAAACCACCUAUCAGAACAAAUUGUAGGUACCACAGCUUCUUAUUGAUGGCAUUUUACAUUUAGAAAAGUGGAAAACAUGACCCUUGCAGAGCUUGGAAGAAAAGCAUGAAGAAAGUCAGAAAUGUAUUAUUAAUUAUCCUCCCAUAAAAUAUAAUUAUAUAAUAUUAUAUAAUGUUUAAGUUCUGAAUGUGGGAUCUUCUCUCUGAGAGACUAAUAGUCUCCUUAGGAGUCACCAGGGCUGCAAACAGUAUUGUAUUAUACUUUGCUUAUACUCUUAUCCUUUGAUGCUGCCCUAAGGAUCUCAAAGCACUUUUCACACUAACUGAUCUGUACGCCACUUGCAAAAGGGGAAAUAUAAAAAGUUAAGCAGUUGAGAGAAGUCAGAUGAUGUCAGAAGCAGAACUAGAGCCACAUUCUGUGAUUCUGGGGUACAAGUUCCUAAUUUUUUUCACCAGACUAUGCUCGAUCAGCGACAUUUUUUUUUCCUGGAAGGAGGAGGCUGCAUUACCUUGGACUUUUCUAAAUUUUUCAAGAGGUUCAUUUGAACUGUGUUAUUAAUUCCUGUUUUCUAACAUACGGAUAACUUUAAGGUCUUUAAAAUAUUGGAAACUUUAGGCAUAAUGACUGUAUACUGUAAUCCAUAACCACUUUUUCAUGGUUGUCCUUAAGGGCUCUUGCCACAUGAACACAAUUGACACUGAAAAUUGCAAUAAUGCUGUCAGAGCCUUAUGUAGCAUAUGCUGUCACAGCUUCUCUACCUGGACCAUCUCUGCAUGAGAAGCAGGCUCAUGAACUGGGUUGUGCUCAUUUCAGGAAUGAGUCUUUUAAGUGAACUAAGGCUUCUUUCCUUCUCUUCCUCUGAAUUUGCUCUUAUAGUAUGUUCUGGACAGUACCCCACUCUCCCAACCUCCCUCUUCCCCUACAGAUGUCCUAAACACUGUGUUGGAGAGGAACAUUCAAAACUGGACAGAUGAUCUCACUGAUCUUUUUCUCUUUCCCUCUGGAUCUCAUGGCAGAGACUUUUAUAUCUUCAAUUUGAGCAUAGAUCAUAACUUCAUAAUGUCUUUAAAAUCUGAGAAUAAAGGACUUUGAAAAACACUCAUUGACUUUCAACUCCUCACAGCCCUGUCAUAAAAGAAUGGUCUCUGAGCAACUUAUCUGGAUACCAUUUUCUGGUGGUUUUACCUGAUUAGAGGAAGCACCUGCCUAAGGAGAGGAUGCAGGUUAGGUAUUGCUUUGACCACCAGUAUAGUCCUGAUCAGAAACCUACCACUUUUAACCUGCUGUACUUGAAAGCUGCCUCCUGCUGAAAUGACUCAGUGUCUCUGUCUACAAAGCAGUUUCAGAAUAUCUCAGAAAGAGGUACCACUUCCUGGAUGCUUGCUCUGUCAUUAAUAUGAGGAGAUGGUCGGAUCCCUCCUCAAAUGUGCCUGACUAGAACUUCAGGUUGGACUAUGCAGUGUGAAAAAUUUCCUUCUUGGGACAUUUUCAUUUUUAAAAGAACAAAUAUUUACUGGAACCGUUGUCAGCAGCUUCAAAACUCUGAAAUCAUGCAGUGGUGUCUACAGGGUUGUUCACACUGCAGUAGUGGCUUGGUUUACAAUGCAGUUGGACAUGCUGGAAUAUGGACUUCAUUGGGAUUCCUUUACUCUCAAGUGUUUGCUGUUUUGUUUUUGUUUCUACAGACACUGAUUUGUACAUAAUCCAGAAAGAAUGUGAAAACAUCUUUUUAUAACACCUUUUGAAUUCUUGAUAAGAUACAAUUUUGAUAGAUUGCAAAAUUUUCCUGUAUUUGUCAGAUUAAUAAACUAAAGAUCGCAUGAAUCCUAAC
Molecule: messenger RNA, 6417 nt
Organism: Trichosurus vulpecula (common brushtail)
Lineage: Eukaryota; Metazoa; Chordata; Mammalia; Diprotodontia; Phalangeridae
Gene: PSEN1
Product: presenilin 1
Exons: 11
Coding region: 148-1560 (470 amino acids)
Biological process (GO): amyloid-beta metabolic process; intracellular signal transduction; protein processing
Cellular component (GO): mitochondrial inner membrane; nucleus; lysosomal membrane
Molecular function (GO): beta-catenin binding; aspartic endopeptidase activity, intramembrane cleaving; cadherin binding
Source: RefSeq, a predicted model, not a curated record